Messenger RNA from Dothidotthia symphoricarpi CBS 119687, 1524 nucleotides. RefSeq names its product putative histone deacetylase. Gene Ontology annotation, molecular function: histone deacetylase activity. NCBI's taxonomy places the organism in Eukaryota, Fungi, Ascomycota, Dothideomycetes, Pleosporales, Dothidotthiaceae. Bases 1 to 1524 code for a protein of 507 amino acids. The transcript is spliced from 2 exons. The record is from RefSeq and is a predicted model, not a curated record.
AUGCGAGGACACAGCUACCUCUCCUCCAAUGGACCUGGCAACAACAUCGUCGAGGAGUAUCUUUCGCCUAACGAUGCUUAUGUCGAGGAUUUCUCAACCUUCAAGGCUCUUACGGAUGUAGAAAAACAGGAGGUGAUUGCAAAGGAGGCUGAAGAGUAUGGGUUAGAGAAGCCGCGAGGAUGGAAUACUUCUUUCCAUUACAAUCCACAUGUCGAGUAUCACCACUUCGGCAGCUCGCAUCCGAUGAAGCCGUGGCGGUUGACGUUGACGAAGCAGUUGGUUCUGUCCUAUGGACUGGAGUACACAAUGGAUUUGUACGAGCCGCGGCCUGCAAAUUUCGACGAGCUUGCUAUAUUCCACGAUCGUGAAUAUCUGUCGUACCUCAGCAAAAUCACGCCUCAGAACGCACAGCCCGAGGACUCCCAGUACAUAGCCUUCGGCUUCGGCGGUGAAUCCAACGACUGCCCCGUCUUCGACGGGCUAUGGAACUACGUCUCCCUCUACAGCGGCGCCUCGAUGAGCGCCGCAUGGAACCUCCUCAACAACCAAUCCGACAUAGCGAUAAACUGGUCCGGGGGCCUACACCACGCAAAAAAGAACCUCGCAUCAGGCUUCUGCUACGUCAACGACAUAGUAAUCGCGAUCCAGCUCCUCCUCACGCAGCACCAACGCGUCCUCUACAUCGACAUCGACGUGCACCACGGCGACGGCGUCGAGCAAGCCUUCGAAUCAACAGACCGCGUCUUCACACUAUCCUACCACAAAUUCGGCAUCGACAAACACGGCUACCCCUUCUUCCCCGGCACCGGCAACGUCGACGAAAUGGGCCCCCGCGACUCGGCAAACCGCGGCAAAGGCCACAGCCUCAACAUCCCCAUCGACGACGGCAUCGACGACGACCAGUACAAAUGGCUCUUCCAAUCCGUCACCGACGCCGUCAUCCAGAAAUACAACCCGCAAGCCAUCGUCCUGCAAUCAGGUGCCGAUUCCCUCGGCGGCGACCGCCUAGGGCGUUUUAAUUUGAACAUCAAAGCCCACGGCUUCUGCAUCGAGACCGUCAAGCGCUACAACCGGCCCCUCCUCCUCAUCGGCGGCGGCGGCUACACACCCCGCAACGUAGCCCGCACCUGGUGCCACGAAACAGCCGUCUGCGUCGGCGCAGCACUGCACAACGACCUGCCCGCCCACAUCCCCUACAUCCAAGCCUUCCAGGGCGAGGAGAACGGCGGCGGCAUUCUAUACCCCGAUCUGCAUAAUACGAAGCGGCAUGAUAAUCUCAAUUCCAUGCCCAAGCUUCAGAGGCUUGUUGAGCAUGCUAUGGAGAAUUUGAGGUAUAUGGAGGGUGCGCCGAGUGUGGUUGUUGAUACGAAGGGUGUGGGCGAGGAGGAGAUUAUGCGCGUUAGGGAGAUGGUGGAGAAGGAGUUGGAGGAUGAGGCGGAGGAUCGGUAUAGGCUUAGUGUGGAGAAUAAUCGGAGGAGGAGGGAGAGGAAUGUGGGGGGGAGGGGGGAGAGGGGGUUAAGGUAG